Microtus ochrogaster (prairie vole) is the source of this 439-nucleotide messenger RNA. RefSeq names its product centrosomal protein 112 (gene Cep112). NCBI's taxonomy places the organism in Eukaryota, Metazoa, Chordata, Mammalia, Rodentia, Cricetidae. The record is from RefSeq and is a predicted model, not a curated record. The annotation marks the transcript as partial. The transcript is spliced from 4 exons.
GAACCACAUGAUCAAAGAACUGGAGGGCCGUGUCCAGCAGCUGACGGGGGAGGCAGAGAACAGCAAUUUACAGAGGCAGAAACUGGUUCAAGAAAAAAUGGAGCUUGAGAGAUGCUACCAGAUAACAUGUAGUGAACUCCAGGAGCUAAAGACAAGGCGUAACAUACUACAUAAAGAGAAAGAACAUCUGGCAAAUGAUUAUGAGAAAAAUGUGAAAUUAUUAAAAACCAAAUACGAUUCCGACAUAAACCUUCUAAAACAAGAGCACGCGCUUUCAGCUUCUAAGACAUCUGGUGUGAUUGAAGAGUUAGAACAGAACAUCUGUCAAUUAAAACAGCAGGUCCAGGAGUCAGAGCUUCAGAGGAAACAGCAAGCAAAAGAUCAAGAAAAUAAGUUUCACAUGGAAAGGAACCAUUUAAAACAUACCUAUGAGAAAAAG